Molecule: messenger RNA, 4811 nt
Organism: Megachile rotundata (alfalfa leafcutting bee)
Lineage: Eukaryota; Metazoa; Arthropoda; Insecta; Hymenoptera; Megachilidae
Gene: Zdhhc8
Product: zinc finger DHHC-type containing 8
Biological process (GO): protein palmitoylation
Molecular function (GO): palmitoyltransferase activity
Source: RefSeq, a predicted model, not a curated record
UUCCAAGUCGUACGUAUUGCAUGGAACGACGUUAAGCUAAUACGUAUUUAUUAAUUGUCUAAUAGAAAACUGUGAAAAUGAGCCGCAAGGUCCUAGCGGAUCGCAUUGCGAAACACUUGUGUUAGAGGGGGCACGGCUCGCCGUCGUGCACGAUACAUACGAUAUGUGUAUAUAUAAUAUAUAUAAGUGUAUAUAUAUAUAUGUAUAUAUAUGUCAGCACGAUAGUGUGUUCGCGGAUCGUGUAUGCAGAAGCGUUUAAAUAUUAAUCACAUUACGGAUGUUUUUGCUCGUGUGACGCGCGCGUAAUAGACGAAACGGUUAUCAAGAUGUCACGGAUGUACAGACAUAACGAGAAUGGAAAUCCGUGCUAAAUACGGAUCGCACAACUUGCAAAUAAGCAGCGCCGAUGGACGCGGCCAUGUUUUCUGGUAGCAGAAAUCUUACCCAUUAAUAAUUCGUUAAUCGUCGACCACGAAGUGGAGUGUGCAGAAUGCCGAAAUGCAGUGUGAAGACAAGGUAUCUACCAGCUACGUUUGCCUGGACAGUCCUACUCAGCAGCACGACACUUUUCUUCUGUUUUCCGUGCCAGUAUUAUGUGUUUCGAUGGGGAACAUGGGUGCCUGUACUUCAAGGAGUCAUUACCUUUUUUGUUUUGGCAAAUUUCACAUUAGCGACAUUCAUGGAUCCAGGAGUUAUACCAAAAGCACCUCCUGACGAAGACCGAGAGGAUGACUUUCAUGCUCCCUUAUAUAAAAGUGUAGAAAUCAAUGGGAUAACAGUUCGUAUGAAAUGGUGUGUCACAUGCAAGUUUUAUAGACCUCCACGUUGUUCACAUUGUAGUGUUUGCAAUCAGUGUAUCGAGACAUUCGAUCAUCACUGCCCAUGGGUAAAUAACUGCAUUGGAAGGAGGAAUUAUAGAUUCUUUUUUUUCUUUCUAUUGUCCCUAAGUCUUCACAUGCUCAGUAUAUUUGGGCUCUGCCUAUAUUUUGUAUUGGAGCGUAAACAACAGUUGGGUGAAGUGGAUACAAUUGUUGCACUCGUACUCAUGGGAGUGGUUAUACUUUUGUUCAUUCCAAUUUUUGGACUGACUGGCUUUCAUGUAAUACUUGUUUCUAGAGGACGUACAACAAAUGAACAGGUAACGGGUAAAUUUAAUGGAGGCUACAAUCCUUUUUCUCAUGGUUGCUUACACAAUUGCUGUUAUACGCAAUUUGGACCACAAUACCCCAGUUUAAUUAAGCCUGAAAAGUAUUCAGGAAAACGACGAGGAGUUUCGACGUCUGAGAUAUCGACUAUAGGCAGUGAGAACCAGGUAAAAACCUACAUGGAUAGCAGCAAUGGUGUUAGAAAUGCCAGUUCAAAUGCUUACAAUAAGUUGUCUCCUGGACGAGAUGGGUCGGAUACAGACAUGGAACCCACUGCAUCUCAGUCUGCGGAUUGCGAACCCACACCUCCACUACAGAGACAUGGCUCCAAAAGCAAUUUCUUCCUGCCACCUGUGGAGAACAGUGAAUCUCCCAGGCAUCCACCGCCAUCGCAACAUCGCCAUCCAAUGCAUUACACUAGAGGCAGUCCCCAUACAAGGCCAAGGUACGUUGUCAAUACCUAUAGGGGAAUGAACGGCUCUCGAAGCCAUACACCUGAUCCAUUAUCGCCAGAAGCAAGCGGAUCACCUGCCACAGCUUCCCAAAGAGGUCAAGGACAAGGAGGUGCUAGUCCAACAACACAACGGAUUAAAGCUAUCGGAGUACCUACUCCACUUGCCAUUUCCAGUCCCAUUCGCAGAUCGAACCCAGGUACGCCGACGCAGGUUCGUCGGCCAGAUUUUAUAGGAGUGAACGACACACCAACGUAUUAUGAUGUACAGCAAGGGAAUAAUACCGGUGUUGGUGCUGCUAGCGGUGCCGUAGUAGCCGGUUACAGUCCACAGCGUCGUUUUUUGUCGGAAAGUGAGCUCGUUCGUCAAGGUACCGAUCAUUCGUACUCAAGAACUAACAAUACCGUUGACAACAUUCGAGAGUUAGCGGGUUCACCUCAGCGUGGUGUCUACAUGUGGAAAGAUAAUUCACCCGGCAGCUAUCCAGCUCCAGCUGGUACGACGGCAAACUCAACGACGCAUCAGUCGCCGUCGCAAAGACCUCCACCGUCGUCGUACGAUUAUUAUCGUUCCAACCCAACAAGUCCCACUCAACAAUUAUACGCCAAUGCUCCUAGAGCAGCUUAUCAUCCUGCGAUGAGGGGUGGAGUGCCAGUCUUCCCACCACAUCAACAGUCACCUCAGGUGAAACGAAAAGCCACCAUGGCGACACCGACCACACCUACGUCGGGCGAUACGCGUCGCAGACCAAUGUCGUUUGUUAGAGCCUUAGAGAUGACCGAUUCCAUGGAAAUGGUCUCAGCACCUAACGAUAACAGAUCACAGCGACCCACCACGCCGACGCCGGAUCGUGCUAGUGUCUACGAUAUGAACUACGAAAUAUCUGUAUAGCCCAGCUUUACGGUCUCCGCACCAACCUGCGGCUGGACGGAGAUUGUACAAGAAUUGCCGGCAACGUUACGCGUUUCCUGUCCCAAAGAGGAAAGAACGUACGCCGCCUACGAGAUAUCCGUCUGAAUUAUCGUAUCGAAGCAGCUAAACAUUCUAUGUCAAAUGAUAUUAAUCCGGUCGAGGUAUCGUAAGUUCUUCCGGUCCAAGCAUUGAUCCAUUAUCGAUACUUUAUUGAAACGGAGCCGAUUAUUUUCCUGAUCGAACGAUGGACUUUGAUACGACGUAUCAUUCGUUACUACUUGUGGAACGAUUACCGACAAAUCUGGAGAGUUUCCGUGGAAAGAAGAUAUCGGUGUUCAAUUAUUUUUCAUCAGAAACUGGCUAAUAUAGGAAAAGUGUUAUUAGGUCUUAUUUCGCGUUGGACGAACGACGAUGCAUAAGAUUAAUAUAAAGUUUCGGUUCAACGCGAAGUUUACCGUCAACGUAAGACUGUUGUGUCAUGUUACUAGCAAUAUUUUUGAUUUAACCGUUGUUUAACGAUGAACAUUCGAUCCGACGUGUACACGAGACGAAACGUGUUCAUUUAUCCGAGGGAAAUAAUAAGAGAAGCGUUCGGACCGAUUGACGAUCGAAGUAAUCGAGUCACGAAAAGCGUCAACGAAAGUAAUUCCGAACGCUUAGAGAUAAUUCGCUAAGCGAAACCCUUGCUAAAGAUCGAGCUUGUCUCGCUUAGCAGCAAAUAAUUCUAUUUUUUAGUACACAGUAAGGUCAGUUUAGAUUUUUAUACCAUGAUGUCGUGACUCAAUUUCUAGAAACGCAGCAUCGGUUGAUUCCCGUUCCUUCCGUUUUCCUCUUCUUUGUCUAUCGUAUACAUACGAGUAAACUAGUAACAAAAAACAUAGGGAUUAUUCUUGCGUGCAUUCUUUGGGCUCGAUUUUGAUCGCGCGUGUGUUCUUUGUUUCUCUGAGAGAAGAACGGAGAUCAAAAUCGAGUCUGCCCGGUGUAGUCUCCUAUCUUCGUUGAUGCGAGAGCGAUUUGUGUCCAUUUAACAAAAGGUUACUUAAUCGACUUAAGUCAUUAUCAGGAUAGAAUAACAAAUUCUGUGUAAAAUAAUCGUGAAAUGUGUAGUAAAUUUUUAAUAUACAUAUUUAACAAUAUUUAUACGUAAAUAAUAAGACUUUACAAUGAUUUCAUUUGUUUGUUAUAAAUGAUAAUUUUAUCGAUGUGACCACUAAUACGAUCAAUUGGAUUUUUACAAGUAAAAGAGAAUAGUUAACGAAAAAUAUAUGAGAGAGAAGAAUGUGUGAAUGAGUGAAAAAAACUAGUUGUAUGAAUGAAUGUAUACCAGGAAAACAUUAGAGUAUUAUAUGAAAGAAGAAAGAAGAAGAGUGACAGAUCGGCGUGUUUCAAAUGUUUACAAUGAUGGGUGAUCUACUCGAUGGAAAAAAAAGAAGAAAAUAUACAAAAUCUCGCCAACAGACUUUGUUAAAAAAGAAAAAAGGAAAAAGGCAAAUAGGGGAAUACAAUUUUGUAAUAUAUACAUAUUGCAUAAAUUUAUUGGUAUAUCUACUGCUAUUACUAAGUUUGUAAUAUACCCCGCUUUUAAAAAGUUGCAUGCCGGUUUCUGUAUUAUGUAUUUGUAUGCGAGACCAAUAUUACUAUUUAUGCAGGCUUAAUGAAUAACUGCGAACCGUGUAUGCGUAAGGUAAUCGUGAAAUAUGGCGUGUCCGUUUACCUUACGACGAAUUGAUAAUCGAAUUAUUAUUGUUAAAAUAGCACAUAUCGUUCAGCUAAAGGGCUUAUCGAACAUCGAAUAUUUCCAGGCUAAAGGGGCGUUUUCUCGACAAAUAUCCUAUAUUUGGUAAAACAGAAAAAGGAAAAAGAAAUGGAUAUACUGCGAUUAUUAGUCAUAUUUCUUCCAAUGUUGGCGCUACUGUUAAAAAGAAACGCGUUACUCAUUCCUUCUCUAUUUGAGUUACAUAUAUUGUUGUUUUACUUUACAAUGAGCUGUGCCAAAAUAAGGAAACAUACGAUUUUCCAUAUUCCACAUUAAUUACGUAGUUUUUACACACAGAGGGCACUCGAAGAAAAAGAGCAAAAAGAAAAAAGGAACAAGAAGCAAACAAAAAACUGGUACAACAAUAAAACGAAUUGGUUUAGAGGAUUAUGUGUAAGGUGUGACGAAUGUUUAGUGUUUAUAAUUCGGUGUACUUGUACAUAAAUAUUGCUCGUUAUUAUCACUUAAAUGUACAUACAUAUACAUUUCGGUACUUACGUAUCGCUGCAGCAAUUUACAAAAAUAAAUCCAUGAAAUAUAAGCUAA